GGAAGAGGUGACGAGGAGAAGCUGCUGUCUCUUUUCUCCCAGCUUUCCAUCACUUUAAAAAAAAAAAGAAAGAAAGAAAGAAAGAAAGAGAGACCAGACCAGAGCAACAACCAAAAGAAAGGACACACAGGAUAUAUAUACAUACAUACAAAAGAAAAAGAAACCCUACUCUUCUCCAUUCUCCUUUUCAAGGAGGGCAUUUUUCUUCCCUUUCCCCCCCUUUCCUUUUCUACCCCGAUUUUUUCCUCUGAGAUCCCGGUUUUGUCAAAUUACAGCCCCUGAACUUCUCUGGGAUUUCAGGUGAGGCACGCGUGUGUAGUGUGUGGUGCUUCUUCGUUUUUUUUAUUACCUAUCAUGGCUCACGCGGCCUCCCAAUUGAAGAAGAAUCGGGGGGAAGUGGAUGUGAAUGCAAUAGAGGACGAGAAGGAGAAGCGGAGGAAGAGCAGGAGAACAGCAUCCCGGGAACAAAAGAGAAAGUCUGAUAGCAAUGCCAGUUACCUACGAGCUGCCCGGGCAGGGAACCUCGAAAAAGUCCUUGACUACCUCAAGUCUGGGGUUGAGAUUAACAUUUGCAAUCAAAAUGGUCUAAAUGCUCUUCAUCUGGCCUCCAAGGAGGGACAUGUAGAGGUUGUUGCUGAGCUGCUGAAGCUCGGAGCCACUGUGGACGCAGCCACAAAGAAAGGAAACACUGCUCUGCACAUAGCGUCGCUGGCUGGCCAAACGGAAGUCGUCAAAGAGCUGGUCACUAAUGGAGCCAAUGUCAACGCACAAUCUCAGAAUGGCUUCACUCCUCUGUACAUGGCAGCGCAGGAGAAUCACCUGGAGGUGGUGCGGUUCCUUCUGGAGAACAGCGCCAGCCAGAGUAUCGCCACUGAGGAUGGCUUUACCCCUCUGGCAGUGGCCCUCCAGCAGGGCCAUGACCAGGUGGUCUCCCUGCUAUUGGAGAACGAUACAAAGGGCAAGGUGCGCCUGCCUGCCCUGCACAUCGCUGCACGCAAGGACGACACCAAGGCCGCGGCCCUGCUCCUGCAGAACGACCACAACGCAGACGUCGAGUCCAAGAGUGGUUUCACCCCCCUCCACAUCGCAGCGCAUUAUGGCAACAUUAAUGUGGCCACGCUUUUGCUGAACCGUGGGGCUGCUGUGGACUUCAUGGCUCGGAAUGACAUCACACCGCUUCAUGUGGCCGCAAAAAGGGGCAACAGCAAUAUGGUGAAGUUGCUGCUGGACAGAGGGGCCAAAAUUGAUGCAAAGACCAAGGACGGUCUGACACCUCUUCACUGUGGGGCACGGAGCGGACACGAGCAGGUGGUAGAAAUUCUUCUGGACAGAGGAGCUCCUAUACUGUCCAAGACCAAGAACGGCCUAUCGCCUCUCCACAUGGCCACUCAGGGGGACCACCUGAACUGCGUCCAGCUCCUGCUCCAGCACGACGUGCCCGUGGAUGACGUCACCAAUGACUACCUUACGGCGCUGCACGUUGCUGCCCACUGCGGUCACUACAAGGUGGCCAAGCUCAUUGUUGACAAGAAGGCCAACCCAAAUGCCAAGGCUCUGAAUGGUUUCACUCCGCUUCAUAUCGCCUGCAAGAAGAACAGAGUCAAGGUGAUGGAGCUGUUGCUUAAACAUGGAGCAUCUAUCCAGGCUGUCACAGAGUCCGGCUUGACGCCCAUUCAUGUGGCAGCCUUUAUGGGCCAUGAAAACAUUGUCCAUGCGCUGACGCACCACGGAGCAUCGCCCAACACCACCAAUGUGCGAGGAGAGACAGCUCUCCACAUGGCAGCCAGGGCAGGCCAGGCAGACGUAGUCCGAUACCUGCUAAAGAACGGAGCCAAGGUGGAGACCAAGUCCAAGGAUGACCAGACAGCGCUGCACAUAUCCAGUCGGCUGGGGAAGGUCGACAUUGUCCAGCAGCUGCUGCAUUGCGGUGCGUCUGCCAAUGCUGCCACCACCUCAGGCUACACCCCCCUUCACCUGGCUGCCCGCGAAGGACACCAUGAUGUUGCUGCCAUGCUCCUGGACAAUGGUGCCUCACUCUCAUCUGCAACAAAGAAAGGAUUCAGUCCCCUCCAUGUGGCAGCAAAGUAUGGCAAGAUGGAGGUAGCCAGUUUGCUCCUACAGAAGGGAGCUGCACCUGAUGCUGCUGGAAAGAGUGGGCUAACUCCUCUGCAUGUAGCUGCUCACUACGAUAAUCAGAGGGUGGCACUGCUGCUGCUGGAUCAGGGAGCUUCCCCACACGCUGCCGCCAAGAACGGCUACAUGCCCCUUCAUAUCGCUGCCAAGAAGAACCAAAUGGAAAUUGGGACCACACUGCUGGAGUACGGUGCAGACACCAAUGCAGUGACGCGCCAAGGCAUCAGCCCAAUUCACCUUGCAGCACAGGAAGGCAACGUGGAUCUGGUGUCACUGCUGCUGACCAAGAACGCUAAUGUCAACGUGUGCAACAAGAGUGGACUAACACCACUCCACUUAGCAGCGCAAGAGGACAAGGUCAAUGUUGCUGAAGUCCUUCUCAAUCACGGGGCUGAUGUCAACCCACAAACAAAGAUGGGUUACACUCCGCUGCAUGUAGCUUGCCACUAUGGAAAUGCAAAGAUGGCAAACUUCCUGCUGCACAACCAUGCCAGAGUCAAUGGCAAAACCAAGAACGGGUACACUCCUCUACACCAAGCUGCUCAGCAGGGCCACACCCACAUCAUCAACCUGCUGCUUCAGAACGGGGCCUCGGCCAACGAACUCACUGUGAAUGGGAACACUGCCCUAUCCAUUGCCCGCCGUCUUGGUUACAUCUCUGUGGUUGACACUCUGAGGCCUGUGACUGAUGAAAACUUGGCCACUAUGAGUGCAUCCGAAAAGCAUAAAAUCAAUGUCCCUGAGACCAUGAAUGAAUUCCUCGAUAUGUCAGAUGAUGAAGUCCAGGCCAAUGUGCCAGAAACUCUCAGUGAGGAGUCUUUGUCAGAUGUUGACGAAGGUGAGGAUGCAAUGACUGGGGAUACAGACAAAUACCUGCGGCCUCAGGACCUCAAAGAGUUGGGGGAUGACUCUCUCCCUCAUGAGGGGUACAUGGGUUUCAGCAUAGGAGCCCGCUCAGCCAGCCUCCGCUCCUUCAGUUCGGAUAGGUCCAACACGCUCAACCGGAGCUCCUUUGCACGAGACAGUAUGAUGAUUGAAGAGAUUCUGGCUCCUACAAAAGACACGCACCUUGCUGUGACCAGAGAUUACAGUUCGGAGUGUAUGAGACGCUACAGCUGGACUCCUGACACUAUGGAUCACAGCCACAACACUGUGUCUAGCCCAAUUCACUCUGGGUUCUUGGUCAGUUUCAUGGUGGAUGCCCGUGGUGGUUCCAUGAGGGGCAGCCGCCACAAUGGCAUGCGCAUCAUCAUCCCUCCCAGGAAAUGCACGGCACCCACACGUAUUACUUGUCGCCUGGCUAAAAGACACAAACUGGCCUAUCCUCCACCCAUGGUAGAGGGGGAGGGGCUGGUCAGCCGACUGGUGGAGGUCGGACCUGCUGGGGCUCAGUUCCUUGGUCCUGUGAUUGUGGAGAUCCCUCAUUUUGGUUCAAUGCGGGGGAAAGAGAGGGAGUUGAUUGUGUUGAGGAGUGAUAAUGGUGACACAUGGAAGGAGCACCAGUCUGACACCAGACCAGAAGACCUCACAGAGCUGCUUUCUGGAAUGGAUGAAGAGCUGGAUAGUCCUGCCGAAUUGGAGAAGAAGCGUAUUUGCCGCAUCGUCACUGGUGAUUUUCCACAGUAUUUUGCUGUGGUGUCACGGAUUAAGCAGGAAUCUAAUCAUAUGGGUCCUGAUGGAGGAGUACUUUCUAGCAGUACUGUUCCCAUGGUCCAGGCCUCAUUCCCCCCAGGAGCUCUCACCAAGAAGAUCCGUGUUGGCCUGCAGGCCCAGCCUGUGCCAGAUGACAUGGUGAGGGCAGUCCUUGGCAACAGAGCCACCUUCAGCCCCAUUGUCACUGUAGAGCCGAGGAGAAGAAAAUUCCACAAGCCGAUCACUAUGACGAUCCCUGUCCCACCUAGAUCGGCAGAAGGCCAUCCCAGCGGCCAUCGAGGCGAAUCUGCACCCUGCCUGCGUCUCCUCUGCAGCAUCACAGGAGGAACCUCCCCUGCGCAGUGGGAGGACAUCACAGGAACCACACCACUGUCCUUUGUAACUGACUGCGUUUCCUUCACCACAAAUGUUUCGGCCAGGUUUUGGCUCGCAGACUGUCACCAGAUUCCUGAGACGGUGAGUCUAGCGUCUCAGUUAUACCGGGAGCUGAUCUGCGUGCCGUACCUGGCCAAAUUUGUGGUGUUCGCCAAGAUGAAUGAUGCUGUUGAGGCUCGGCUGCGCUGCUUCUGCAUGACGGACGACAAAGUGGACAAGACCCUCGAGCAGCAGGAGAACUUUGAGGAGGUGGCCCGCAGCAAAGAUAUUGAGGUUCUUGAGGGCAAGCCGAUCUACAUGGAUUGUUAUGGCAAUCUUUCCCCUCUUGCCAAAAGCGGGCAGCAGCUGGUAUUUAACUUCUUCUCCUUCAAGGAAAACAGGCUUCCUUUCAACGUAAAGAUCAGAGACAUGGGCCAAGAACCAUGUGGGCGCCUCUCCUUCCUGAGAGAGCCAAAAACCACAAAAGGCCUUCCACAGACUGCCAUAUGCAAUUUGAAUAUCACACUGCCAACCCACAAGAAGGAUAUGGAGUCUGAUCCUGAUGAUGAGACUGAAAAGCCAGAGCGACGUCAUACCUUUGCCUCCUUAGCUUUGCGUAAGCGCUACAGCUAUUUGACCGACCCAGCAGCGAAAACAACUGAUCGAAGCUCGCCGAGAACACAGCCUUCUAGCUACCCUCACAAACCUGUCUUUUCAACGAGACCUUAUCAGGCGUGGUCGCCUGUUCCUGUCACCGUCCCUGGCCAAGCCAAGUCUGGGUUUGGCUCCCUCUCCAGUUCGUCAUCCAACACGCCCUCUGCCUCUCCAUUAAAGUCUGUCUGGUCCAUCAACUCUGCCUCCCCCAUCAAGACAAACAUCCCUGGAUCACCUGCCUCUUCUGUAAAGUCAGUUAGUGACAUAGCCUCUCCCAUCCGAUCUUACAGAACCAUCUCCUCUCCUAUAAAAACGGUAGUCCAGCAAGCUCAGUACCCCGUCCAGGUCAGCCCCAGUCCCCUUUCUUCACCGGGCAAAAGUGCCCCAGAUCCUCUGUCUAUGAAAGGAUUGGCAGCAUUGUCUGCUAGAACUUCCCCUUUAACUGUCCCUGAAAGAGGGAGCACUCUUCUUGAAAGAUCAUCUAUGGGCAUGACCCCACCAAGCUCUCCCAAAUCUUCUCUGAGUAUGUUCAGUUCACCCCUGCCAUAUAAGACCGUUAUGGGAGGAUCUAGUGGCACUGCAUCGUCCUCAUCACCUAUAAAAACUGUACCUGGUCUCUCUUCUGUGCGUUCCUUUGCCUCUGACGUCACAAGCCCUGCAAGAAACCUGUUUUCGUCCCUUUCAUCACCACUGAAAUCCAACUCCUCCCCAAGUGCUGCAGCUUUGAUCAAUGGAAGUGUCUCGCCCACACAGUACCGUUCUUCAUCCCCAACAUCUCUUCUCUCCAGCAGUCUCCAAGAGAGGAUACAAGCAACCACCAAUGCUGCAACCACAAGUGUCAAUGCAGCAUUUGAUGAAGUUGAAAAAACAUUCAAUUCUUGCUCUGCAGGUUAUGGCACCCUGAAGUCCAUGUCUUCUUCUGCAUCUUCCUCAUAUCAGUCCAUUAGAUCAUCAGCUUCUAAUUCCCUGUAUCCCUCACUAAGAUCCCCCACUAAUGUUACCACUGCUGUAACGUCCAGUACAAUGACUGUUCCAGUGUACUCUGUUAUUAAUGUGCUGCCAGAGCACCAGUUUAAAAAGUUACCUGAGGUGUCAAAGUCAGCUGCUGCUCUUCUAUCCCCAAGGAAGACUGUGCCAGUUGAGGUAAAUGCUCAGUUGCAGUCUUCCUUUGCCAAAACGCUUUCCCCUAUCAAAGCUCCCUUUUCUGCUGGCCUCAAGUCAAAUACCACAUCACCACUGUCAUCUAGCCAAGAGAUUCUGAAGGAUGUAGCUGAAAUGAAGGAGGACUUGAUUCGAAUGUCAGCCAUUUUGCAGACAGACCCAAAUUCCACAGCAAAUAAAGGAUUUCAGUCUGAUUCUCCCAGAGAGGCUAAGAUAGAAGAUGAGGAGCCAUAUCGGAUUGUGGAGAAAGUAAAGCAAGACUUGGUAAAAGUCAGUGAAAUCCUCACUAAAGAUGGUGUGAAGGAUGGUAGGGUUUCCCUGGCCAGGGAUUCAUUGGAUGACAUACAUUUCUCGAAAGUACAAGUUGAACAACCCCCAAGCAACUGGAGCUAUCCCCCAAGAUAUGAGACAGUGGUCCCUCAAGCCAAAUCAAAAACAAUUCCUGAUCGAGAUUUCAAUCUGUCCAAAGUGGUUGACUACCUGGCCACUGAUGUGGGCAACAGCUCUUUCACCAAAAUGUAUGAUACAAAGCAUAAAGCAGAUGAGGGCAAAAGAGAAGAAGAUGGGAAAGAGAAGCAGAAACGUGUUUUAAAACCCACCAUAGCAGUUCAGGAACAUAAGCUCAAAAUGCCUCCAACAAACAUGAGGUCUUCUUCUUCUGACAAGGAGAUCAGUAAAAUAGCUGAUACGCUUUUUGGAGCAGAUACUGUGCUAGAAUCCCCUGAUGAUAUCUCACAUGAACAAGAUAAAAGCCCUCUCUCAGACAGUGGCUUUGAGACCAGAAGUGAAAGAACACCCUCUGCCCCUCAAAGUGCAGAAGGCAUGGGCCCCAAGGCCCUUUUUCAGGAUAUCCCAGUUCCACCAGUGAUCACUGAGACUAGAACUGAGGUUGUCCAUGUCAUCAGGAGUUAUGAGUCUCCAGAGGACAACAAACAACCUGCAAUGGAGGAUGCUCACCCAGUAAGAUAUAUUGAUUCAGAUGCUAAAGGGCAUCAAAAUCAAACUACGUCAACUGCAGACCAGAAUAAAUGCUAUUCAAUUAAAGUCAGCCCUGACGAAGAUCCCAUGGGGAAAGGGAUGAGGGUAAAGGAGGAAACUCACAUCACUACCACCACCAGGAUGGUGUACCACAAACCACCUGGCAAAGAAGCAGCAUCUGAGAGGUGUGAGGAGACGAUGUCUGUGCAUGACAUAAUGAAGGCAUUUCAGUCAGGCAAAGACCCUUCUAGAGAGCUGGCUGGACUGUUUGAACACAAGUCAAGCAAUGAGGAAACAUCUCAGAGAGUCCUCGAGGAUAUCAACUCCAAACCUAAAGUUGAAAGAAUAAUUGAGGUUCAUAUUGAAAAGGGCAAUAAAACAGAACCAACAGAAGUCAUCAUCAGAGAGACAAAAAACCAUGCGGAGAAGGAAAUGUACUACUAUCCAGGGAAUAGACAAGAUGAGGAAGAGACCGAGGAGUCUCUCCCAGUGUACCUUGACUCCCCAAGAGUGAACACACCCAUGUCCCAGGAAGAAGACAGUCGCCCUAAUUCAGCCCAGCUCAUGACAGAUGACUCUUACAAAACUCUAAAGCUACUUAGCCAACAGUCUGUUGAGUACAAUGAGGAUGAGUCAUCAGAGCUUAGAGGGGAGUCUUACAAUUUUGCAGAGAAAAUGCUACUCUCUGAGAAAUUUGACCAAUCUCAUUCUGACACAGAAGAAUAUUUGAGAGAUAGGUCUCGCUUCUGCUCACCAGAUAGAAGCAGUCACAGUGAGGGUAGAUCAGUAGGGCCAAGGACAGAGUAUGUCUUUAGGUCAACAAGAAACGUCUUUGAUAAAUCUGGACGAAUGGCCAAUGUUGAUGACAACUUUGACAAACUGACACUUUUGCAAUAUUCAUCUGAGCCUGGUAGCCCCAAGCAGUCUGUUUGGAUGCGUGUGUCAGAUGACACCCAGAAUAAGGACAGAGAACAGCUUAUAUAUGAGGACAGGGUGGACAGAACUGUAAAAGAGGCAGAGGAAAAACUAAGUGAGGUGUCUCAGUUCUUCCGUGAUAAAACAGAACAGCUCAAUGAUGAGUUGUCAUCUCCAGAGAAGAAAUCUCGUAGACCAGACUUCAGAGAAUCACGGUCAGGGCCCAGCUCUACACACAGCAGUCCAGAAAGAUCAGCUUAUAGGAGUGGGAGUAGUGGGGAAGAGUGGAGCAGGGAAAGGCUUCGAGACAGGUUCACCUCCAGUGACAGGAAAUGUGCCAGUUUACCAAGCAGUCCAGAAAGGAGAGUAUUGUUACAGUAUUGUGAUUCAGACUCAAGAAGACAAGGUGAUGGUAAAUCACAGGUAACUACAGGUGAAAACCCUAAACCUUUUCAGAUGUCUUCCUCCAAAGUCAGUGCAGUGAGGCUAAAGUUUGAGCAAGAGGCUCAAAGGCAAGAUAGGAGUCCUCAGGGUGUCCAAAAUUCAAAUCCUCCUAUCAGAAAGCUCCAGGAAAGUAAGCUUCCUGUUUACCAGGUAUUUGCUGGUUCAGGUGUCCCAAAAACAGGAGAUGGUGUGGGAAAUCAGAGGAGUUGUCAAGAGAGUGAAACAAAUAAGUUCUCACCCAAGCAUGAGACUAGUGGAAAAGAUCAAGAUGAGAGCAAGUUAUUCAGAACAUGGGAGAACCAAGGGUACGGAAACUAUAAACCUCAAUCUCCCAAACUAUCUAAUUCAUUAAUCCAUGAUUCUAUGAAAGGCAGCAAUAAUAGUGAUUCCCAAAGACAAGAAACAACAAAAAAAAUAAUCUACACAGAAUUUGUUGUCCGAGAAAGUCCAAACAGCAACGAUAGUCUAAAAAAAAACUCGGAAUCACAAAUUCCUGUAAGAAAACCAUCUAAUUUCUCAGAAAAUCAGAAAUCUCCCCCUUUAAAAUCUGAUACCCCUAUUGAACCACUUGAGAGGACAGGGUCUCAUAGUUCAGCUCGAAAUCGGGUACACAGUAGCUCUGAAUCCAAUAAGUCUACCCGUGGAUCAUCAGUAGGAAAAUCCACAGAUUCAUCAGAGGGUAGCCAGUCAAAUGUAGUGUGUAAUGGUGUUGAUAGUGACCAAGUAGAAUAUUUGGAUCAAGUAACUCCUGUAGUUGUAACUGAGGGUUUUAAAGAUAUUAAGCCCUUGCCUGUUUAUGUCAGCAUCCAAGUAGGAAAGCAGUAUGAGAAAGAGACAGCUUCGGGUCAGCUGGGAACAUACAAAAAGAUAGUAAGCCACGAGAGUAGGACAGUGCAUGAAACUAGGGGUGCAUUUUACUCUGUCAAACAAAAGCAGUCGCCAUCACCUCAAGGAAGUCCAGAAGAUGACACUCUAGAACAAGUGACUUUCAUUGAAAGCUCUGGGAAAAGUCCUGUUACCCCUGAGACCCCCAGCUCAGAGGAAAUGAGCCUGACCUCCAGAACGCCAGACUCUGUGAUAGGCUUCAUGCCUGGCAUGCCAAGUCCUAUCCCAGAGGAGUCUGAGGAGGAAGAAGGAAAGACCUUCAUCUACAAAGAGCCCUCAAAGGAAAAACCUAAGCCAGCUUCCCCAGAGAAUAAAAAGCAGGAUGGAGAGAGACAAAGGUCAAAGGACAAAAGAGUGACUUAUAUAGAGUUUCCACCGCCUCCUCCUAUAGAAGCAGAACAGUCCAAUCCAGAGAAAAGGGGUUCGUGUGCUUCUUCUUCAGAGACAGAGAUGAUGGAGGUUAACCUGCAAGAGGAACAUGAUAGACACCUCUUAGCUGAGCCAGUCAUCAGGGUCCAGCCUCCAUCCCCUAUUCCCCCCGGAGCCGAUAACAGUGACUCUAGUGAUGAUGAGUCUGUCUUUCAUCCCAUCCCACUCAAAAAGUAUACAUUUAAAAUGAAGGAAGAAGGAGAGAAAUGUCCAAAACCCCAAAAAUCAGAGAAAAAUGGAAAUAAGGACUCUGGGAUCAAUGGUGUAGUAAAGGGAGAGGAUGCUGAUUUUGAGCAAAAUGGCAAUGAUCAGUCAAUCACUGACUGCUCAUUAGCGACCACUGCUGAGUUCUCUCAUGACACAGAUGCAACUGAAAUUGACUCUUUAGAUGGGUAUGACCUUCAGGAUGAGGAUGAUGGACUGAGCGAAGAUCCAAAAACAUCUAGCCUGUCUAAUGAUGGAAAAACAGCAGGUGCAUUUAGCCAGUCCAAGCUUGAAGUGAUAGAGGAAGAGAAAUGUGAGGAAGGGGGAGAUGGAAAGACUAAAAUCAGUGCAUCUUCUCUGCAAAGUAGUGGGGAUGAAAAAGAUUACACUCUUGAAGGAAGACAUCCAGAUAGGCAGGGCUUUGGAGAAAACUACUUUGGCUAUCAACUUGAAGAGGAGCUGAAUUCACCCUUUAAAACUGUGGCCACCAAAGGUUUGGACUUUGACCCCUGGUCUACAAAAGGGGUUGAUAAUGAUGGGGUUUUUGAGUCCAAAUCAAAAGACGAUGACCCAAAACCCUAUGGCUUAUCAGUGGAGGACUCACAGGCUACAACUCCUGACACAACCCCUGCUCGAACACCAACUGAUGAGAGCACACCGACUAGUGAGCCUAACCCUUUCCCUUUCCACGAAGGGAAGAUGUUUGAGAUGACCCGCAGUGGUGCUAUUGACAUGAGCAAGCGGGACUUUGUUGAAGAGAGGCUUCAGUUUUUCCAGAUUGGUGAGCAUUCCUCUGACCCUAAAACAGGGGAAAAGGGGCGAGGGGGCAAGAUCCUGGGGGUACUUUCCUCUCAAUCAAAAACAGGGGAGAGGGCCACUGUAGAUGGAAAGGUGAAGGUUAUAGAUACUACCACAGACAGCAGCACUACACCAACAACACCAGCAGCAACUACAGCAAAAUGCAGUCCUGCACAGCCUCGCAGUGACACUGGCUAUGCUGGUACUGAUGCCCCCAUCUGUGAAGCCAUAGCUGAAACUGCCUCGUCAUGCACAAUCACAGCCUCUAAGGUUGAUUCGAAAUUACGUACUCCUAUUAAGAUGGGCAUAGCUGCCUCUAUAACUGUGAAAAAAGACUCAGGGGAUCUCACUGAUUGUAAAGCUGAGAUAUCUGAGGGCCAGCUGGUGCCAGAAUACAUUAGUAUAGAGGGGCAGUCUACAGACAGCAAGUCUAGCAGCCACACUUCGCCCAGAUUAGAAAGAAGAGAUUACCCCUCUGAAAACUGCAACAACAAUAAUAACCUUGAGUCCUCCAGUGUACAGGCCAACUACAUACAGUGUGGCAGUGUGGUGUUUAAUUUGCAGUCCUCUUCUGAACCCACCCUCCAAAAAGCUAGUAGGAUAGAAACGCUUUGCUGUAGGGAAUUAGAAGAAAGAGUGGAAGUGCACAGCAGUAGUCAGGUGCAGGAGCAGAAAAAUGAAACAGUUAAAGAAAAUGAAGUGAAGCAGCCCAAGUCAAGACUUCCAGUUAAAGCAUCAGGGUGGUCAUUUCACACGCAGGGAACAGCCAUAGGUAAACAGAAGCCGAAACAAGCAGUGAAAGUUGAGGUUAAAAAAAGAGGCGAGCCAGCCAUAGCCAAAGUAGAGCCCAGGUCUAGGAUACCAAUAAAGGAUGUUAAAAAGAGCAGCCCUGCUUCUACAGCUAGCUCAGUUGUUUCAGUUCGGGUUACCUCACAGCCAAUGAGGGCACUGGCCACAGAGAGAGCAGCCAUACAGUUGCCCUCAAGGCUUCCACUGAAGGACAGGCAUCAGGUCAGCAGUGUCGCAAUUGAGGGAGUAUGUAGACCAGACAGACAGGAAAACCCUAGUGAGCUUUGUAAGCGCACCAUCGAAUACUUUAAAGACAUUAGCGGGGAGACGCUAAAGUUGGUGGACCGCCUGUCAGACGAGGAGAAAAAGACGCAGACAGAGCAGUCGGAGGAAGACAGCACCUCCCGGAGCACCUCUCUGUCGGACGCCUCCCAGCCUUCCCAGCCCUCCCAGCCCUCCCGCUCAUCCAGGUCUGGUAGAGGUUCGAGGGCUGAGGCCGGGGCCGCGUCCGUAAGGGCAAAGGUGGCGACGACGGACAGGGCCUCCGGCAGUGAGAGGAGCAGGAGGAGUAGGCGGACUGGUGGGAAGGAGGGCAGUCAGGGACUCACAGGGUCUCGAACGCCUCCCAUCGCGGAGAUCAAGCCUAGUCCCCAAAGUCCUUGUGAGCGAACGGACUUGCGCAUGGCUAUAGUUGCAGAUCACUUGGGACUCAGUUGGACAGAGCUGGCUCGGGAGAUGAACUUCACAGUGGAUGAGAUCAAUCACAUUAGACUAGAGAACCCGAACUCUCUGACAGCACAGAGCUUCAUGCUUCUUAAGAAAUGGGUCAGUCGGGAAGGGAAAAACGCCACAACGGAUGCCUUAACUGCAGUGCUGACCAAAGUCAAUCGGAUGGAUAUUGUGACUUUGCUGGAGGGGCCAAUAUUUGACUAUGGUAACAUUUCAGGCACAAGAUGUUUUGCCGAUGAUAACGCUGUUUUCCGGGAUCAGGCUGAUGGUUGGCACAGCGAUUCAUCCAGUGUCAAUGUGGAACCGCCAACGCCAGGACGCAGUGUCAGCUCAGACUUGCUCGACAGACGAGAAAGCCAAGAGAACUCUAGUGACUCCAUCACCUCCUCAUCUAGAGGAGAAUCAGGGAGGUCCCGACAGAACGGCGACAACUCAAAGCACUCACCUCAGGACGGCUCAUCUGAAUCAUCAAAUGGCAGAAAGGAGGAGGGAACACUAGUGUCAGAGAAAAAAGUCCAGCGAGUUAGUGUAGAUUCCGGUUCAGAGGAAGAACAGACAGUAACCACCAGAAUCUUCAGACGCCGUCUAAUUUUAAAGGGAGAAGAAGCAAAGAACAUCCCAGGUGAGACCAUGACAGAGGAACACUAUAUGGACCAAGAUGGUAACCUCAUCAGUAGAAAAGUCAUAAGGAAGGUUAUUCGCCGGGUGUCUACUCCCACACCAGAAAACCAAGGAGGUGACAGGUGGCACAAAGACCUUCACCACAGUCCCACUCUGCAAGAAGAUGCAUCAGAGCAUGGAGAGGGGUCAAGGAAUAGCAGGCGGAAAGAUGAUAGAAGAUCAGGGGAUAAAAAGCACCACUCAUAGGGAUGGUUACUCUCUUCCAGAUACAGAGAAACCAAGUUCGACGUUUCCUGGGAACAAGUGUUCAGAGGGCUAAGACUUCAGGUUCGAGGACUUAAAGCAAAGGUCCAGUGUGCCACUAUCUGCUCUAAAUAAAUGGCUUUCACAUGAAAGGAGUCAACCCUUCUGACUUGCGCAUGAGCAUGAAAAACUCACUUCCUGUCAAUUAAAGGACCAGGAAGUUCUCACUUUCUGACUGUGGUGGACCAGUGGACAAUGAUCCUGCUUCCUGUUUUGUGUGAAACAAUACGUGCCAUCGGUCCACUGGUGUUGUGAGAGCUUUUUGGAGGAGCGUCGUUUGUUGCGAAAAACGACAGAGACUCCAUUACUGACAACCACACAGGUGCAAGUGUGACCAAAGAUGGCACAAGAGCUCAAUGCACAUGGUGGGUGAAAAGAAUGAGGUAGACACAAUAACACACACAAAAAAAAUCGAAUGGACACUUCUGAUCCAACUUCAACACUCGCCUUAUAGUUUUUUCUUGAACUCAUUGUUGUCAGGAUGUAAAUUGUUUGGGGUUUUUUUUCCUUCCUUUUUAAAACUUAAACACAACUAACACAAAAGCUUUUUUUCCUGUAUAUAAAAUUAUAAUGUGUAUAAUUCUUUUAAAUCAAAUGGACAAGUUGCUGGUUGCGAACGCACUGAGGAGAGUGACCUUUUCAAGUGCUUUCAAAAUUUACUGAAACGAUUUCACUUUUAAAGAUUUGAGUGUAACUUCACGGGUUCUUGUAUAAUUAAUUACUAGAACAGGUAUAAUGUUUGUACAUGAAAAAGCUGGUUUGAUUUUAACAGAAGAAAUUUCCAGAAAAAAAAUCUAAUUUCUGUAAUUCUCAAAGUGGGAACGGAUCUAAUCCUGCAAAAAAAGGAGCCUUUCAGAGUACUCAUAUUUUCAUGCAUGCUGUUCACAUUAUUUUAAUUACAAUUUUUACAGGUUUGCAAAACACUGUAUUCAAAUGAAUCCCUUUAUCACUAUACACAUAUAGCCCUGACGUUUGUCACCGAUUUUAUAUUUCAAAUUGAAAAAGGAUACCAUUAAAGCAUUUAUCAUGUUGGGGUGAGGAUGAAAAAAAAUCUAUAGCUUCUUGAGGAUGUGAUGUCUUGUCUGUCUGUGUAAAACUGGAGGGCAGCUUCUGCUACAGGAACGAAGUAAUCUGAAUGUAAAUGCUAGUAGGCUGGCUCGCUGUAAAAUUAUACUUGUAUUGUGCAUAUUGGCUAUAAGGUUUAGGAGUCUCUGUACACUGUAAGACUGUUUGUAAACAUUUAGCAGUGUGUCAGUUUGGUUUUCUAAUGGCUGCUGUGGUAUUAAAGGAAAACUGGGGCAUUUCACUUUGGAUUCUUUGGUGAAGUAUUUCCUUAAUUUAAAACCUACUCACAUUAAGGACACAUAAAGACAUUAUUUGAUUGUAGCUCCAAAUAGCAUAUUGUAUGACAAAACACUGGAUGGUCAGAACCAGUUAUUUAAGCAUUAAAUAAAUUGUGUUUUAACUCUGAAACUGUGUGAUCUCUUUAGGCUUGAGAGUCUGUAUAUGCAGUGUCGAAUAGAAUUGUUUUCACUAGCUCACUGACAAAAUUUUACUUUACAUGACAUUAGGAAUUUAUGUAUCAGUUUUCAUUAGAUGCCCAUGUAGUUCAAGUGUGGUGUUCUACUGCUGCGAUGGCUCAGUAUGCUGAUGUCUAUGCUGUGGACAUGAAAACUAUGUAACUUUUCUUUUUUUUCAGUUUUUUUGGGGUGGGUGGGAGUAUUAAAGGAAGUCAGAUAGGGUGCUGUACCACAUCCCCUUAUACUACUGUGUCAAUCAGGGGGUAGAGGAUACUUUGAUAUGGUUGAAGUAUCAAUUUUGUUAAUUUUCUUUGAUAUGUGUUUUCACCUGAGCAGAUUUUUUGAUGUACAAUUCUUACUAACAGAGUGAAGCCAUUGAAAUAUAACUAUUCUAGCACUUUGGUUAUUCAAGGUCUUUUAGAGGCUAUAACAGCAAUGAUGCCAUCACAAAUGUUUCAAACGUCUUUAAAAAAAAUCAACCUAAAAACUACAAAAAAAUACAAUAAAAAUGCAGUGAUUUUGCAGUACA
This is a messenger RNA of Oreochromis aureus, 15099 nucleotides long. RefSeq names its product ankyrin-3. Gene Ontology annotation, cellular component: T-tubule. Lineage: Eukaryota; Metazoa; Chordata; Actinopteri; Cichliformes; Cichlidae. Gene Ontology annotation, biological process: signal transduction; regulation of cardiac muscle contraction; protein localization to T-tubule. The record is from RefSeq and is a predicted model, not a curated record. The transcript has 47 exons. Gene Ontology annotation, molecular function: protein binding. The coding region runs from base 355 to 12993 and encodes 4212 amino acids.